Messenger RNA from Brettanomyces bruxellensis, 1017 nucleotides. RefSeq lists its product as uncharacterized. The transcript has a single exon. The record is from RefSeq and is a predicted model, not a curated record. Bases 1 to 1017 code for a protein of 338 amino acids. NCBI's taxonomy places the organism in Eukaryota, Fungi, Ascomycota, Pichiomycetes, Pichiales, Pichiaceae.
AUGGCAAACAACAUCCAGCCAAAUAGACAGACUUCGUCGAAGCCAAGGAUUUCUCUUAUGGUGCAGGACUCACCAUCUGUGAGGAGAAGAUACAGUUGCCCAUCUGGGCUUCAUUUGUAUCGAUCGGUGUCUAUGCCUAAGAGUGAGGGUUCAAAUCCGCUAGAUGUGGAUUCUGAAGCUUCUUCUAGUACAGCCAGUUCCUCGGAAAUUUCUCCAAAUGAGGACGCAAAGUUACAAAAGAAGGAGCGCGUUCAGAGGGGAUCAAUUCCACUGAUGGGAUCCCUUGUCUAUUUCAAGAAAAGAGGCGAAUCCUUCCCACAGACUGCAGAGGAUGAAGAGUUGCAUUCCGAAAUUAUGAAACUCACUGACAGACUUGGACGGUAUCAAAUCAAUAGUCGCAAAGGAGAUACUCCGGACAGAGCAUCUCUUAAAAGCAGGUCUGUGUCGGAUCCUCUUGCGGAGGAAUACUGUCCACUAUGCGAUUUUUCUGAAAUCGAUGAUCGUAUGAACGAGGAAAGACGGCAUAGCACCGAAUGGAUGGAGAAGAAUCUUGAUUUGAAUAAUAGUGGACAUGAAAGAAGCAAGAGAAAUGUUGGUGAAGGAAUGAAGAAGCAGAUUGUUAGUCAUGCUCCUAACCAGGGUGGUAGCAAAGCUGCUUACCGAAUCCCUAAUCCUGAUCGUAUACCUCAUCAUAUUUCCACCAAUCAUCAUCAUCAUCAUCAUCAUCAUCAUCAUCAUCAUCAUCAUCAUCCUCGUAACCAUCAUCUCGACAAGAGCUCAGGAUGUCACCCGGAUCGUGCAAGCAGUUCUCCAUCAUUAAACCAAGAGAUCCCAACUCCAAUAGAGAGAUCGGGCUAUCGUAGCUCUGAAGAUGGAAAUUACACUUUGGGUACAUCUCAAGAUUCGAGAAACAGUACUUUACAAUACAAUAGGUCCACGGCAAAACGUCGCAGGGAACACAAAAGGAGGCUUACGUGUGCCGUGAUAUUCACACAACCUAGGGUGGUUGAGAUUUGA